AUGAGGUUGUGCAUUGAUUAUAGGGAGUUAAAUAAUGUGACGAUAAAGAAUAAGUACCCACUUCCCAAGAUCGAUUAUUUGUUUGAUCAAUUAAAGGGAGCUAGUGUGAUUUCCAAGAUUGAUUUUCGUUUGGGGUAUCAUCAACUAAGCGUUGCUGAUAAGGACAUUCCUAAGACUGCUUUUAGGACUAGAUAUGGGCACUAUGAGUUUACAGUCAUGCCUUUUGGGUUGACCAAUACACCUGUAAUAUUUUAUGGAUUUGAUGAAUCGAAGAAGGUUGCAGUUUUGGGACAUUAUGUGUCUAAAGAUGGUGUUUAUGUGGACCCAAAAAAGGUUCAAGCAGUGAGUGAAUGGUCUACGCCUAAGAAUGUGUCUGACAUAAGGAGUUUCUUGGGACUAGCUGGCUACUACAGAAGAUUUGUGAAGGAUUUCUCGAAGAUUGCUAGACCCUUAACUACCUUGAUAAAGAAGGAAAGGUGUGUGUUGCAACAAAAUGGGAAAGUGAUAGCUCAUGCUUCUCGCCAACUAAAAUCUCAUGAAGUUAAUUACCCUACACAUGAUCUUGAACUUGCGGCUAUAGUGUUUGCAUUGAAGAUUUGGAGACAUAAUUUGUUUGGAGUAAAGUGUAAGAUCUUUACGGAUCACAAGAGUUUCAAAUAUAUCUGUACUCAGACAAAUAUCAAUAUGAGACAACGGCGUUGGUUGGAAUUGUUCAAUGACUAUGACGUGAACAUAGAAUACCAUGAAGGGAAAGAAAAUGUUGUUGCAGAUGCCUUGAGUAGGAAAUCAAGUCAUGGUGUGAAUGCUUUAAUCGUGCCUCACAAGUUAUGUGAAGAUAUGAAGCGUUUGAACUUAGAGGUUGUGACAUAUGGUGAAGUAGAAGCAAGGUUGAGUGCUCUCUCAAUUGGGAGUUCAUUGUUGGGCGAAAUAAAAGAGAGUCAAAAAGGUGAUGAAGGAAUCCAAUUGAUUAAGGAAAAAAUGAGCCAAGGGAAGAAUUUAGAUUUCACGAUCCAUGAUGAUGAAAGUUUAGUUACAAGGAACCAUGGUGUAUACCGGAAAAGUGUGAGAACCAAAAGUGGCAAUGACACUAUUUGGGUGAUUGUAAAUCGACUUACAAAGUCUGCAAUAUUUAUUCCAAUAAAGGAAAAUUGGAAGAAGAAACAAUUGGCAAAGGUCUACGUGAAGAAUGUAGUUCAACUACAUGGAGUGCCUAAAGACAUCAUUUCCGAUAGAGAUUCAAGGUUCUUGUCAAAAUUUUGGCAAAAGGUUCAAGCCAACUUGGGAACAACACUGAAAAUGAGUACUGUGUUCCACCUAGCAAUGGAUGGACAGAAUAAAAGGAUCAACCAAACCAUAGAGGAUAUGCUAAGGGCGUGUGCAUUGGAUUUUCAAGGCAAAGUUACUUACAAAUUGGCAUUACCUAUGGAGUUUGAGAAAAUGCAUGAUGUGUUACAUAUCUCUCAAUUGAAAAAGUAUGUUCCUUAUUCUAAGCACGUGCUACAACUUGAAUCGAUUCAGUUGGAUGAGACUUUAACUUAUGAUGAAAAGCCUGUGAAAUUUUUUUAUCAUAAGGUGCGUAGUACACUUAAUAAGGAUGUGAAAAUUGUUAAAGUUCUUUGGUUAAACCAAGAGUAUGAGGAAGUUACUUGGGAGGCCGAGGACUAUAUGAGAAAGAGAUACCCUGAGUUAUUUGAUGAGCUAUGGUAUUGCUUAUCUAUCUAG
This is a messenger RNA of Chenopodium quinoa (quinoa), 1722 nucleotides long. RefSeq lists its product as uncharacterized. The coding region runs from base 1 to 1722 and encodes 573 amino acids. The transcript has 6 exons. The record is from RefSeq and is a predicted model, not a curated record. NCBI's taxonomy places the organism in Eukaryota, Viridiplantae, Streptophyta, Magnoliopsida, Caryophyllales, Amaranthaceae. Gene Ontology annotation, molecular function: nucleic acid binding. Gene Ontology annotation, biological process: DNA integration.